AUAAAUUAAAUAUUAAAUAUGGAAGAUGAAUGGGUAGAAGUUGAAGAAAAAUCUAAAAAAGAAAAAAGAAAUAAAGAUAGAGAAAGAGACAGAGAUAGAUCAAGCAAAAAGAAUAAAUCCAACGAAAAUGAAACACCACAACCAGCGCCAAAACCAGAGAUUCAAAGAGAUGAAUGGAUGUCAGCACCAUUAAAUAAAAGUAGUAACCCAAGUGACUCAAGUAAUAUUUCCGGUAGUGAUGAAUCGUGGUUAUCUCAAUUAGGUAGAAAUAGAGAAGAAAGACAAAGCGAAAGAGAUAAAAAAAGAGAAAGAGAUGAACAUUUGUCAAAAAUGCUAUCAAGUGCAUCUGGAUUGGUUAAAUCAUUAGAUUCACUAGCUGAAAACAACAACAACAACAAUAAUAACAAUAACAAUAAUAGUAAUAACAAUAGUAAUGAUAAAAGUAAUAGUAAUAGUUCCUCUGCAACAUCAGUAACAGACCCAAAACCAUCAUACUUGGUCGGCGAUGGUGGUGCAUCUUGGAGAGCUAAAAAACUGUUAAGAACAAAGGAGCAAGCAAACGAAAUGGGUAUGGAUUUAGAUCAAGCAUUAAAAGAACGAUUUCAUGAAUCUGAAGUUAAAAAAAUCGAAGAAUCAAGAUCAUAUAAUAAUCGUUCAAAUAGAGAUUAUAACAAUAGAUCAAGAGAACCAUCAAGAGAUUAUUUAAAAAAAGAUGAUGAUAUCUAUUCUCAAAUGAAAAAACCAAAUGAUUCAUCAAAAUAUCUUUGGAGCAGUGAUAGAAAUAAAAGCCCAAUUAAUAGUAGAGAGGCUUUAGACAAUGAUAGAUCAUAUAGAAGCUCUAGAGAUAGUAGAGAUAGAGAUACUAGAGAUAGUAGGGAUAGAAGAGAUACCAGGGACUCUAGAGAUAGUAGGGAUACUAGAGAUACCAGGGACUCUAGGGAUGCUAGAGAUAGUAGGGAUAGUAGGGAUAGCAGGGAUACUAGGAAUGCUAGAGAUAGCAGGGAUGCUAGAGAUAGUAGGGAUACUAGAGAUACUAUGGACACUAGAGAUACUAGGGACUCUAGAGAUACCAGGGACUCUAGGGAUUCUAAGGAUGGAGGGGGCUAUAGGGACAGUGGUGACAGGAAAAUAGAAAAAGAAAAGAAUAGUGAACAAGAAAAAACAAUGGAAAAUAAUAAUAAUAAUAAUAAUAAUAAUAAUAAUAAUAAUAAUAAUAAUAAUAAUAGUAAUAGUAAUAAUAAUACUAAUAAUAUCAAUAGUAAUGAACAAAAUAAAAAAAAUUUAAAUAAACUAUCAGCCGAAUUAAUGAAAGCUAAAAUAAUGGGUGAUAAAGAAAAACAAAAAAGAUUGGAAAAUCAAAUUGAAGAAUUAAAGAAACAACCAUCCAUCUCUAAUGAAAUAUUACCAACGUCAAAUGAAAAGGUUAAGCUUUCUGGUUUAGAUCAAUUUGGAAGGAAAAUAUUUUUAAAUGAAAAGAACCUUAGUCAUCACGAACAAGAGCAUAAAGAAGAACAACAAUAUGACGAAAAAAUCAAAAAAGCAUUUGAUGCUAAAAAGGGUGAAAGAGAUAAGUACUAUCAAGAUGAUAAUGAUUACGAUUUAAACACAUUAGUAUCAAUGGAAAAAAAACAAUCAAGAGAUGAAAGCAGUAGAGAUAUGGACUAUGAAUUUGUAAAGACUAUGGCAAAAUCAGAGAAAUGGGCUAAAGAUGACCGUGAAGACUUUGGACCAGAUUAUGAUAACAUUAAAAAUAUUUCAGCUAAAAAGAAACAAGAAAGUGACGAAAAAGAAUUAAGGAAAUUCAAAGAUAAGGUAUUGUUUGCAGAUAAAAAAGUUAAUUCAGUUUUAGAGAGAUGCUGGUAUUGUCAAAAUAGUACCCAAUUCCAAAAGCACAUGAUGAUAACAUCAGGUACCAGAGUUUACUUAGCAUUACCAACACGUGGAUCAUUAACAACGGGUCAUUGUACUAUUGUACCUAUUGCACACACUUUAUCUUGCGUCGAAACUGAUGAAGAUACAUGGGAUGAAAUAACAAAUUUCAAGAAAUGUCUAAUUCAAAUGUUUGCUGAAGAGGAUAAAUAUGUUGUGUUUUUAGAAACUGCGAUGAAAUUCAAACAGCAACACCAUACUGUUAUCGAUUGUAUCCCUCUUCCAUAUAACAUAUUUUCAACAGCUCCAGGUUACUUUAAAAAAUCUCUUAUGGAAGCAGAGUCUGAAUGGGCUCCACACAAAUUAAUUGACACCAUUAAAAAAGGAGGCUUAAAAAAUUCAAUCCCAAAGAAUUUUCCAUACCUUUGGGUAGAGUUUGGUUAUAAGCAAACAGGUUAUCUACAUCCGAUCGAUAAAGAAAUAGAAUUUCAAAGAGAUUUUGGUAAAUCAAUUAUAAUGGGUUUAUUGGAAUUAGAUCUAGAUGAAGUAUAUAAUAAAAGAAGAACCAGAAACGAAGAAGAGUUUAUUGUUAAGAAUUUUAAAUCAAAGUUUGAUAAAUUUGAUUGGACAAAGCAAUUAUAUGAAGAUUAAAACAAAGGAAUAUAAAAUAAAAAUUUAAUUUUUUAACUAUUUU
This is a messenger RNA of Dictyostelium purpureum, 2563 nucleotides long. RefSeq lists its product as uncharacterized. Gene Ontology annotation, biological process: mRNA splicing, via spliceosome. Gene Ontology annotation, cellular component: post-mRNA release spliceosomal complex. The record is from RefSeq and is a predicted model, not a curated record. Lineage: Eukaryota; Evosea; Eumycetozoa; Dictyosteliales; Dictyosteliaceae. The transcript has a single exon. Bases 19 to 2520 code for a protein of 833 amino acids.